GUUUUAUGCAACAAAAUGUAUUUGAAACGCGAAUUCAUUGUGCGACAUCCCAUAAUAGUUUUCACUGCGGGCAUAGCUGUAGGCAUUUGCCUUAUAAAGAUAUUCAGCACGCCAGCAGCGAUUGAUCCCUUUGAUUCGUAUGUAACUCAGCAAUCAUCUUUUGGUGCGGAUAUAUCAAACCCCUACAAAAUUAUCAAUGAGUCAGUACUCGAUCGCCAUAUGGCUAGCCAUGAUCAUCUAUAUGAAAAUACGUCGCUCGCUGAUCAGCUGAAGAGGGAGGUGCGUGUGCUCUGUUGGGUCAUGACCAAUCCCAACAAUCAUAAGAAGAAGGCGCGCCACGUGAAACGCACCUGGGGCAAACGCUGUAACAUUUUGCUAUUCAUGAGCUCCGCGGCAGAUGAUGAGCUGCCCACAGUCAAGUUGGAUGUGGAAGAGGGUCGGCCGAAUUUGUGGAGGAAAGUAAAGGAGGCCUUCAAGUAUGUCUACAAGCAUCACUAUACUGAUGCGGAUUGGUUCUACAAGGCUGACGACGACACCUAUGCAGUCGUUGAGAAUCUGCGAUAUAUGCUAUAUCCCUAUAGUCCAGAGACGCCCGUUCACUUUGGCUUCAAGUUCAAGCCCUUCGUUAAGCAGGGAUAUAUGUCGGGUGGUGCUGGCUAUGUGCUCAGCAAGGAGGCACUGCGAAGGUUUGUGGUCGAGGGCAUACCCGAUCCCAAGAUGUGUCUACCUGGCACCGUUAUCAACGAGGAUAUCGAGAUUGGCAAAUGCAUGGAGAAUCUGAAUGUGACAGCAGGCGAUUCUCGUGAUGUGAAUGGGCGUGGUCGCAUGUUUCCCUUUGCACCGGAGCAAAUAUUAAUACCCUACAAGGAUCCCAAUUUUUGGUACUGGAAAUAUCUCUACUAUAAGACAGACGAUGGUCUCGAUUGCUGUUCGGAUAAUGCGAUUUCUUUUCACUAUGUUCCGCCCAAUUUCAUGUAUGUGCUAGACUAUUUAAUCUAUCAUCUGCAUCCCUUUGGGGUGAUCAGAGCGCAGCGUUUGCCCGCCAAACUAAAAGUGGGUGAGCUCUUGCCCGCGCCGAGGGAGGAGGUCGCCAACAGCAAUGAGGACUCUAUGGAUGAUGAUGAUAGGAUAAACAAAACUACAAUGAACGAAACUCAAACUGAACCCGAUGCGAGANUAGUGUAG
This is a messenger RNA of Drosophila arizonae, 1185 nucleotides long. RefSeq names its product glycoprotein-N-acetylgalactosamine 3-beta-galactosyltransferase 1-like. Gene Ontology annotation, molecular function: N-acetylgalactosaminide beta-1,3-galactosyltransferase activity. The record is from RefSeq and is a predicted model, not a curated record. NCBI's taxonomy places the organism in Eukaryota, Metazoa, Arthropoda, Insecta, Diptera, Drosophilidae. Gene Ontology annotation, cellular component: membrane.